Messenger RNA from Dermochelys coriacea (leatherback sea turtle), 7422 nucleotides. RefSeq names its product NALCN channel auxiliary factor 2 (gene NALF2). Gene Ontology annotation, biological process: calcium ion import across plasma membrane. The record is from RefSeq and is a predicted model, not a curated record. NCBI's taxonomy places the organism in Eukaryota, Metazoa, Chordata, Testudines, Dermochelyidae. The coding region runs from base 564 to 1970 and encodes 468 amino acids. Gene Ontology annotation, molecular function: stretch-activated, monoatomic cation-selective, calcium channel activity. Gene Ontology annotation, cellular component: plasma membrane. The transcript has 3 exons.
UUUCUCAAGGUGUUCUCUGUGCAGCUGAAGAUGGCGACAGAUUGAGGGGGGAUGGAAAACAGGAGACACCGAUCCAGGAUGAUCAGGAACGGGAAAAACGUUGCCCACCAAAAAAGAAAGAGGAAAGCCGAGUGACUGGGCGUGCAGGGGAGAGGCGAGGCAGGCAGGGGAGAGGCGAGGCGCCCCGGCACGAUGAGGAUGAGCAGGGCCAAGCGCUGACCGUGGGGAGAAGGAGUAUGCUUCUGCCUGGCUCCGCUCUGGGCUGAGCGGCUCGCUGUAUGGACUGGCAUCGGCGAACGGCAGCCUGGACAUGUUGAGGACCGUGGCGCUGAUUUUUCCUCCCGCAGCAACAUGCAAUGGCUGGUGGUAGCAUUUAGCAGCCCAGGAGGAGGUGGUGGAGGAGGGGAAGGCACUUCCUUGUUUCUAGCCAUGAGAAUGAUGCCCAUCAUCACACCAUGCUUCAGAGGAGGUAGGUGACAUUGUUGGGGGGAGUCUAUAAGAGGAGAGGAGCAAAGAGAACCGCACCGGAGACCGCAGUAGCCCCCCCACUCAGCCCCUAAAAUAUGAUCAGGGGGGCUUGGAUGUAUCCAAGAGAAGAUGACGCUGUGUUAAAAAUUUGUUGUGCACCAAGACAAAACGACAAACCCUGCGCUGAUUCCGAGAGGGCACAGAAAUGGCGAAUGUCUCUGGCAUCCCUUCUAUUUUUCACUGUCCUCCUCUCUGAUCAUCUGUGGCUCUGUGCUGGAGCCAAGCUCAGAUCCAAGGAUAGGAGCUUAGCCAUGCAGACGCCUUGGGGGGACGCAAGCCAGCGCGCCUUCCAGCCACAUUUCCUACUGACAGGGGAUCAACAGUCACAGGAGGGGAGGUGUGAGAUUUUUUUAAGCAAUUUGACCAAAUUUGCUGCUCCGAUCCCAUAUUGCACUGGUGCCCGGGGUCAUUUCGAUCUGGACUCAGCUUGCACCAAAUUGUAUUCCUUGCAGCGACUCUUGGGCUCUUUCCCUUCUGUGCCCUUAAGGCCACCCCCCUCCUCCUCCUCCUCCUCCUCCUCUCCAUCAGCCUCUUUUUUUUCCUCUUCCUCCUCCAAAAUAAACUUCUUGAAGGCUUAUUUUAGGAACUUCAACCUCUCUUUUUGUGAUACUUACACGAUCUGGGACCUGCUGCUGGGCAUGGCCGGCCCAGACAGCUUGGAUUGCAGUUUGGACAACCUGAUGGUGGAUUUCGUGGCUGCUGCAGCCGGUGCUCUGGACGGAAAGGCGUGUAGCAGCUGUGUCCAGGCUUAUCAGAGGCUGGACCAACACGCUCAGGAAAAAUAUGAGGAGUUUGACCUCUUGCUGGAGAAAUACUUGCAAUCAGAAGAGUAUUCAGUUAGAUCCUGCAUAAGAGACUGCAAGGCUGUCUACAAGGCCUGGCUCUGCUCCGAGUAUUUCAAUGUGACACAACAACAGUGCCGACACCGGAUUCCAUGCAAGCAAUACUGUCUGGAGGUGCAGACCAGGUGCCCCUUUGUGUUACCUGACAAUGACGAGCUGAUCUAUGGAGGGUUACCUGGUUUCAUCUGUACGGGGUUGCUAGAGAACCAAUUAUCCAAUGAGGAAGCAAAGUGCUGCGAUGUGCAAUGGGACUCUUGUGACCACCCACCAGACAGCAACUACAAUGCGUCCCCCAAAUCCACAGAGUCGGAGUCAUUCCAUUACCACCGUCAUGACCCCCACCUUCAUCACCACCAGCAGCAUCACUAUCACCUCUACCACCACCACCAGUACCACCAACCCCACCCGCCAUCUUUGCUGCCUGUCUCUGCAGGGUCUCGCCUCAGCAACAGCAAAAUCAGACUGUGCGUCCUGGUCCUUAUGCUUCUCCACACCAUGGUGUCCUUCUCAAGCGUGCACAGCAGUGAGGGGACUGCCAGCAGGGGGCUGAGCUUGGAGGCCCUACCUGCUAUGGACGAGAGCAUAACAAGAGAUGAGUGACCCAGAGGGGAAAGGAAACGUCCAAGCAGAGUGCCGGCUUUUUUCCUGCCAAGGGGGGCACACGCUAUUCCUCCAAUGGGAGGCACAGGAUUGGGGGUGAGGUGCACACACACACCCCUACCCACACCCCCAAGAUCUGCUCGUCACGGGGCAUCCCCGUGAUGAAGAGUCUUUAAUGCGCACAGGGCUGCAGGACUCAGCUUUGAGAAGGGUUCAGUUAUCAACAGCCUUUCAGCUGUGUGCAUCCUGCCUGGUAGAGGCUCUGGGAGCUAGUGUAAAGAGGUAUAGAAAAGGGGAGGGGGGAUGGGAUGGGAGAGGGUCCCUUUGAAAGAGUUCUCCCCAUGGAAAUGCCAUUGCUCUCCCUGCCACCUAUGAGGUGUCUCAUGUGGUGCCCCUAUUUUUUCUACCAACUGGAUAAUUCAGUGCAAUGGGUUCAAGAAAUUGGUUUAUCCAUUAUUCCUUUUUUUCCCCCCAGUCUUUAAACUUCACCAUUGUAUAUCGCCAAAGCUGCUAGGUGGCAUAUAUAGCAACUCAAACACCUCAAAACAAACCCCAGCUAACUUCUCAGCAAACCUCUCCCUGCUGAGGGACAGUCUUGGGUACUCAGUGUGACCUGGUGACCCCUCUGUCUGGGUAGCCCUGGUGUUAGGCUCACUCUCUUGCCAGCAGACAAGAUCCAUUUCUAAGGCUAAGUUAUUGGGGUGGAAGAUGUAUUACCUGGCAUUGUGUGUGCCAUUUGGGGUUGUGUUUCUUACCUCAGUCAGCCCUUCCUUGUCUGUGCCACUCUUGUCCUUCGAUACACUGAACAUAAAGAACAUACCAUGUGGAUGUUGGCAGUGAGUAGAGAGAUGGCUGUAGUACAGGAUGGAACAGGAAAUUAUAUUCCCAGAGUUCUUAACACUUCACUCUUCAAUAUGUCCCCAGAAUUUCCUUAAAUUCCUAUACUUUGUUUUCUCCAACAGCAUGUUUGAGUUUGGAGAGGGCAGCACUUAGGGAAACAAGAAUCUUCAGGGGCAGAGCUGACUGCACUAGUUUGCAGUGGGGCCAGAGAUGGUAACAAAGGGAUAAAAAGCCCCAAAUUGCACCCUUUAAAGUUUCCACGUUACAAACUCUUACAGCAUGUGGGAAGAGGACUGGAGAAAUCCAGCCCAUAGGGAAAUAAUUUCCCAAAUAAAAUGCCACCAGCUAACAAAGCACAGGUGUGGAAGAGAGGUUUCAUGUGCACUAUGUCCAUUACUGAUCAUACAACUCCUGGAAGUCCUGCUGGAACAGCCACACUCAGCCUGGCAAGAUGUUGAUUGGCAAUGCUUAGAUUGUCCAAACACAGUCAUAGACUAGAAUUCAGCCCCAUCCAGACAUAGGAUCCCACCUCUAACUCUGACCUUUCAAAUUCUCCAUCCCAAGGACUGAGAUUUAUACUCGUAGGCAAUGUUGCAAUUUGAGGUAUGUGGCACCCUCUUCCCCCCCUAACCCCAUGUCCCUUUAUAGCUGAUAUUUCCUCUUGCAGAGCCCACAUUCAGGGUGAUUUCCUUCAUACUCGCAGUGAUGUUACUGUACUGGGCUGAUGAUAUCACUAGGAGGAGCAAAUGACAUUUUAGGAAGGAAUGCUUGGGGGCCUGGCUGGAAACAAAGACAAAAGAAUCAGGAAUGAGAGAAGAGUUGAGGAUCGAAUAUUAGGGAGGACAAAUCUCACUUUGGAGGGGGGAUGCAAGAUGAACUUGUUGUCCAACAUCAGUAUGAAGCGAAGCACAAGGAGACAGAAAAGCAUGUUGUGUACAGUUAGAUGCUCUCCCUCUCUCCAGGUCACAGUGACCGGGAGCAUUUAUUAUUCAUCUUGCAUGGCUCAUUUAGGGAAAAGUUAAGAUUUAGAUCCCACCACCUGAGACAGCAUGUUCAGUGGCCGAGUGGUUGUAACUAGGGGUCAGGCAAACCAACUGAAAUCAGAAUUAGACUGGUUCUUCUGUCAAAUCUCAAACCAAGCCCAGACCUGUCUGAAGGUCAAAGAAAUUUCUUUAAGUUCAGGAUUUAUAAUACUUUUGUAUUUCCUGGCUUCUGUUGAAUGAAGCAGAAAUAACCAUGACCAAAACAAUAACCAAAACACCAUGAGAAUAGCUACUUCCUGCCUGGCUGGAAGAAGGAAGUACCAGAAAUCUCAUGGGAAAGCUGGAUUUUCUGACAUUUCCAGCCCAUUUCCAGACCAAAGAGGAUCAGAAAAGCAGCUGAAUGUUUGGAUUCUUAUUUGACUUGAACCUCAGAAUUUUUGGAUGAUGUUUACAUGUUAUUUCCCAUGCAUUACCAAAGUCACAAACGCAUAAAGCCUGUGAACACCAUUCUCAUAGCACCAAACAGACCCACUGACUAUCAGGCUAAAACUGUGUAGUAAUCCUAAUACAACUAGUUUCCAGGGCAGAUCCUGGGGACACUUCUUAAGACAGAUCUUGUUGCUGUUUGCACCCACUGUGGCUAGGACAGACCUUGUGUGAACAUUCACAACAGCUACCAUGUAUUUGCAGUUUGGUUCACUCUGAUCUAAGAACAGGUAUGAGCAACAGUUUAGCAGACAUGAAUCAGACUUUUUUGAUCUUGGGAGUUUUUUGCCUUGAAAAAGCAUCACAGCCUUUGUGAUAGCUAUGAUGACUUGACCAGAUGACUAGGCCAAAGGAACAUGCACAAGCAUGUUCCUAUAUCAAGACAACAGACUCUGACUCAUUUUUUAAGGAAACUAAACUUCACUAGUAUUGUUAAGGUUUGAGUGGUCACCUAAUUCCAAGUGUCUACUUCAGAGAUGGUGGGCAGGGGUGGCAAACUUUUUGGCCCGAGGGUCACAUCUGGGAAUAGAAAUUGUAUGGUGGGCCAUGAAAGCUCACAUAAUUGGGAAGGGGUGAGGGCUCUGGUUGGGGGUGCGGGCUCUGAGGUGAGGCUGGAGAUGAGGGGUUUGGGGUGCAGGAGGGUGCUCCAGGCUGGGACCAAGGGGUUUGGAGGGUGGGAGGGGGAUCAAGGCUGGGGCAGGGGGUUGGGGCACAAGGAGAGGCUCAAGGGUGCAGGCUCCAGGUGACACUUACCUCAAGCGGCUCCCGGAAGCAGCGGCAUGUCCCUUCUCCAGCUCCUACGUGGAGACGCAACCAGGCGGCUCUCCAUGCUGCCCCGUCCGCAGGCACCGUCCCUGCAGUUCCCAUUGGCUGUGGUUCCCAGCCAAUGGGAGCUGCGGGGGUGGUGCUUGGGGUGGGGGCAGCAUGCAGAGCAGAGUCCCCUGGCUGUCCCUAUGCUUAGGAGUCAGAGAGGAGCCAUGCCACUGCUUCUGGGAGCCAUGUGGAGCGGUCCCCGACCCUGCUCCCUGGCUAGCGUACCAGAGCAGGGCAAGCCCCAGACCCCGCUCCCCAGUGGGAGCUCGAGGGCCGGACUAAAAUGGCUGGUAGGCUGGAUACAGCCUGCGAGCUGUAGUUUGCCUACCCCUGCUUUAAACAAUACAAUAGGAUGGAGAAGAGCUGACCAGUUUGCACAUCAGCACGUGAUCCUGAGUCACCAGACUUGUUCAAUGUCUGGUCUGAUUCUGUUCAGGUCAGACACCAAGCGGAAAACUCCAAGUAUUGCUCAGCCACAGGUGGGCAUAGUAGCCUGUUUCUAAUUUUUUUUUUCAUGUCAUUUCUGCUCUUUGUGAAUGCUAGGUAAUCCCAUAAAGACUGUGGGCCUGAAUCUCAUUUACACUAAGGCAAUCUAAAGGGACCAUAAAAUGGGUGUAAACGUAAUUAUACCUACCUUAAGGCCCCUUUACCUUGCCAGAGCCUUUUAUACUGCCAGGACAGUGUAAAGAGUCCUUACGGUAAAUGAGAAUCAGGCCCUACAUGUGCCAUAUGAUAACAGGAAGCCACAUACUGAUAUAAGGACAUUUUGUGGAGGUCUAUAUUAUGUGACUUGUUUACAAUCCCCCAAAUCUGGGGGUACACAACCUGUCAGAGCCUGAAUCUGAAGAAAAGAGAGAAUCUACCACGGAAGCUGCCUACAUUUUUAGGACAGGCCUUUAUCCACCAGUUCACAGCUCAGGGCCAAGUGUAGAAAUGCUGUCUGACUGAACUAAAAUAGAAUAGAUGUGGACAUGGAAUGGGGCUAGAGGAGGUUGAGUAGGGUUUUGUUGGAAUGUAAUAUGUGCCUCAAGACAUUUUCUGACCUUAAUCAAUACAAUAUGAAUUGAUGAGCUGCACCUCUUUUACGAAGUACCUUGGCACCUGUUUCAGGAUUGUCAUGGUUUGUGACCUAGAUCAAGCCACUGUCCUGUCUCCAUUUGCUUUAUUCCUUCUAUCCACCAUCCACUGUAAUCGGCCUGAGACCACUUUCUAGUUUCCAGUUGACAUCGUUACUGUGAGAAAUGCCACUGCGUCCCUUGAUUGUAAUAACAUCUUGUUGGCAUGGAAUGCAGAUGCAUUCCUGUUUGGUCCUUGAUGACCAAUGCUAAAUCAGAGCAGAGUUCUGCAAAAAUACCUCCUUCUUAAGGAGAGUGGGGUGACCACAUAGCAAUGUGAGCAAAUAGAGUUCAACCCUCUCAUUCUUUCACCUUUAGUACACAAAAUAUGCUCCUUAUUUACUUGGUAAGUACUGCUAGUUUGUUUGCCUGGAUUGGGCAGGUCACUUACUACAUCCCAGCAAGUGAUUUAAGAACAGUGGGAACGGAAGGGCGCAAAGCCAUUUUCAAAAGCUAGGUCCAAUUGUAUGUGUUGAGGCUUUCAACAAACCUCGCCAUAAGUGUAAUUAGUAAGAAACCUACAGGAGCAUGUAACUACCAUGUAAUUGCACUGUUUUAAGUGAAUGCUAGGCAGUUACACAGUAAUUAAAGAAGCCUUGCAGCAUAGUUAUGCCAUGGAAUUAAAAUGAGACCCAAACGAUUUUUCAGGUUACAGUCUCCCAUAAGAUUCACAAAUAAAAGUCUGCUAUUGCACCAACAGUAAAGUGAUCCCAUCUGCCUGGCAUGAGGGAAAUGUUGGAUUUCCAUGGGCCUGGCAGGUUCAGGACUGUCCCCUGAUUAUGCUGUUUUGAGCUAGUGCUUUCUCUCUGCCCCUGAACAUGCUUGGUAUCAAGGGUGAUUGGGGGGAAAGAGCUGUAUCUUCACAGAAACAAGUUUUUGAAAAGAGUUACUUUCUCUAACAAGUCCAGGCUGUUGUCAGUAAGUUCUGUGGUUUUAGUGCACCAUAUGCUGUAUUCAACACUUUGCCAGUCUAGUGAAAUGAAUCCAGGCUGUGCUGUUCUCAGAACAGGACUAAGCCCCUGGAAGCCAUGUUUAUUACACUUCAUCAUUAUAAGGGUGUCUGACAAAAUCCUCUUUCUGAGCUGACUGUGACAUUAUACUCAUAAUAAACGUCUGUCUAUGCUAGCCCUCUCUCUGAUAUACAGUGUGAUGCUCCCCUUUACUUAGACUGUAACCCUGCCUCAAUAAAGCCUAUUUACAUUGCUUACAUUAUAA